GAAAUUAACGCUUUUACGAAAACAAUUUUACCUCGACAUUUCAAGCAUUCUAACUUUGCUAGUUUUGUUCGGCAACUUAAUAAAUACGAUUUUCAUAAAAUUAGGAAUUCUGAUGAUUCGAAUUCACCAUAUGGAGAACAGAGAGAUCAAUUGGAUAAUAUCAAGAGAAAAACUCCAGCAAAUCAAAGAAGAAUAGCUCUUAAUAAUAUCAACGAUGUUCCAAAUAUGACACAUUUAACUGAACUUCAAUCUCAGGUUAAUAAUUUAACCAAAUUGCAAACGAACAUGAACGAUCAUUUGCACUCUCUGAGCAAGAAUUAUCAUUCGGUUGUCCAAGAUUUGUUAAACUUCCAAAAAAAUAUGGUUGCACAAGAUCAGUUAAUGCAGAAUUUAGUGCAAUACUUGGUGAAUUUGGAAGCAGAAAAAUCCGGAAAUUAUAGUAGUAUUCAGUCAAGUACAUCCGGUGAGGGAAUUCCGACUCCAUUUAUACCUUCAGAGCAAGCUCAAAAACUUAUUAAUUCAUAUACAGAAGUUGCCCGUGCUUCUUUUUAUCAAAUGAAUGAGAUUUCUCGUCGUGCGCAAUCAAUACAUCACGUUGCUAGUGCUAGCGAACUGAAUAAUUCCAGUGCAAUUUCGUCAGAUUCUAAAUCAUCAUCGCCGAAAGAUUUUAUUAUUCCUCAACCGACAUCCACAAAUUCUACUGCAUCUCAAUCUACAGAAACCAUUAACAUAACAGAUGAAUAUUCACAGAAUCUCACCAAUACAAUGAGUUUACAGCAUUCAGAUAAUGGACUUACUGUGUUUACAGUGGGUCAUUUAACACCUAGGCAACAAUCGACUUCGACUCCUAAUUUAUUACCUGUUUCUGCUUCAAAUAAUGGUAAUUCUAGUAUUCCACAUAUUGAUAACACUUCUCCACAGAGGGCUUCAAAUACUAUGCGUGUUCACCGUGGUACUUUUGUACCGGCAUGGUCUGUUCCUCCAAAGGUACUUCUUGUUGAUGACGAUGCUGUUUAUCAAAGUAUCGGUUCUAAGUUUUUACAAGUUUUUGGUUGCGCUAUUGAUAUUGCCGUUGAUGGAAUAAGCGCUGUUAAUAAAAUGAAUUUUGAAAAAUAUGACCUUGUUUUAAUGAUAAGAAGAUUUGAUCCUAACACGCCUAUUAUUAGUAUGACUUCAAACACCACUACGCAAGAAUGUAUUAAAUAUCUUUCUCAUGGAAUGAAUGACAUUCUUGCCAAACCAUUUACAAAAGCGCAUCUACUUUCAAUGUUAGAGAGAUACUGUAUGCACUUAAAGAUCAUGCCAAAUUUCCAGAAUAUUUCUAGGCCACUGGGAGCCGCCGACCGACCAGUAACAAUUAUGUCGAGUAACAAUAACUUGAUUUCUUCUUCAGAAUUUACCAGUGAUAGUAACCUUAAUGACAAUUGGAUGUCAAAUCAAAUACCAUUAGUUAUGUCUGGAGACAAUUCUUAUUCUUCUGGCUCAAGUUUUACAGUUAUGAAUAGUGAUGAUUAUAUGCAAAUGAUGAAUCAUAUUGUUAGUGCAAAUAAUAAUGGAUCACGUUAUUUAGAAGAUAACGACAAUAAUCAAGAUGAUCAUCGGCCCAGAAAAAGACCAAAGAUUGAAUUGGUUGAAUAA
Funneliformis caledonium is the source of this 1638-nucleotide messenger RNA. NCBI's taxonomy places the organism in Eukaryota, Fungi, Glomeromycota, Glomeromycetes, Glomerales, Glomeraceae. The record is from the annotation of a GenBank genome assembly.